This is a messenger RNA of Paramisgurnus dabryanus, 3964 nucleotides long. RefSeq names its product LEM domain containing 3 (gene lemd3). Gene Ontology annotation, biological process: negative regulation of BMP signaling pathway; nuclear envelope organization. Gene Ontology annotation, molecular function: chromatin DNA binding. The record is from RefSeq and is a predicted model, not a curated record. Lineage: Eukaryota; Metazoa; Chordata; Actinopteri; Cypriniformes; Cobitidae.
UGCUUACUUCUACGUCACUUCCGCCGCGGCUCGUUGUGUGCGUUUUCGUGCAAAGAUGGCGUCUGCACAGUUAACGGAUGAGGAGCUUUUUUCUGAAUUAAAACGACUGGGGUUUGCCCCCGGCCCGGUGACGGAAAACACUCGGCCCGUGUAUCUGAAGAAGCUGAAAAAGCUGCGGGAGGAGCAGCCACAGCCUCGAGGUUCCCGGAGCGGGAAAGGGCGCAACAGCACCGGGGCGAUCAACAACGGCGGUGGUAGUGGUAACGCCGCGGCGCGAGCUCCGGGAUUGAGCGCCAGGCCACCGGGCAGUGACGUCACGCGUCGGAGCUCUAGCGGACGUCCGACGCCUAGCGAAAAGCGCACUACAGACAGAACCGGAAAGUUCGUUCUGGGCUUUAGCUCGGACGAGUCGGACGUGGAGGCGUCGCAAAAGAAAGCAGGCCCGAAUCACGGCGGCGCCAGCAGGAGAGACCGCGGAUCUGCGACGCAGACACCCAUCAGGCCUGCGGGAACACCCGCCGCCUCUCGCAGGAGCGAGCACAGAUAUUCUCUCGGGUUAUCCGUGGACAGAAAGAGCACAUCUCCGUGGUUGGCUAAAUCCAGCAUAAACGCAGAUGAUCGAGAUAACGGUGAGCCUGACGACGAUUUAGAGGAAACUGAGACUAAUAGCCGGGCUCUGAACGGGAAUAAGACGUUUUACGUGUCGAGUAGUCGUAAUAGUAGUACGCUAGUCAAGGAUUACUCCGAUACCGACGAGGAGGAGGAAGAAGAGGAGGCUGAUCGAGACCGUCCCCGCCGUUUCAUUUCCAGACACAGUCCGCCGAAAACCGGGUACAUAAGCGCCCCGGGCUCGGAGAAAACGGCGGCCGGUGCAUAUGAUACUCCAGACUUCAGGAGCCCAGUCAUGGCUGAGAAACAGAGGGAGGACGAUGACAAGGAACCGAGGGAGUUCGGUGCAGGCUUCAUGCGCCACAGCUACCCCCAGCGAUCCAGUGUGUUCUCAGUGGACGACAGUAAGAACACCAACCCGUCCGCUUUUACAAAGAACCACAUCGAUAACGGAGAAAGCGAGACCACCGGCGACAACAUCAGCAGCAGGUUUAGUAUCGGACUGAGACCGCGGUUCUCCUCUUACGCGACCUACCGGCCGAACCACUCGAACCAUACCGGCUCGAACCACUCCUACAGUCAUUCCUCACCCCUCAAGCCCAAGCAGCACACCACGGUGCCGGAGGACGAGCUCCUGCAGCAGUUUAAACGAGAGGAGGUGUCCGCCACCGGGGGCUUCAGCGCGCAUUACCUGUCCAUGAUCCUCCUGACGGCCGCCUGCCUGUUCUUCUUGGUCCUGGGUCUCAUGUACUUGCGGAUGCGGGGUUCCGGCACCUCAGAGGCGGAUGCAGUCAUUAAGAGCCACCCAUUUGGACCCGAGUUUGAUAAGCUCUAUGACGUCAAAGAGCGAGACCUCAUCCUGAACCUUCUCCUUUCUCUACAUGACUACCUGGCCAAUAUUGCAGGAGAACAUGAUUGUGGGGAUCCUAAUAAUCCUUUAAACAGAAGCGUCUCCUUCAGUGAAGCCUUAGAGUACCUCAAGCUCCAAAACAAAGCCUAUGAAAACUUUAUUGAAACGUCUUUAGAAUGGGUCAUGAAAACCAAAGAUGUUGUGGGAAUAAGGUUGAUCGCUGCUAACCCUGAUCAACCCAUAGAGUAUGUAUCGGAGAUCUCAAGGCUGGAGUCCAUCUAUCCCCGGAUGUCUUUCUUCUGUCGCUUCAGACGGGCCUUCUUCACCGUCAUCUACAGAGUUCUGUUCAUCCUCGCAGGCAUCGGUGUAGUUUGGGGUGUGGUGUAUUACAUGAAAUACAGAUGGCGGAGAGAAGAAGAGGAAACCAGGCAGAUGUACGAGAUGGUGGAGAGGAUCAUCGAUUUAAUGAGGAGCCACAAUGAAGCCUGCCAGGAGAAUAAGGACCUGCAGCAGUAUCUUCCCAUUCCUCAUGUCCGUGACUCUCUGGUCCAGCCACAGGAAAGAAAAAAGAUGAAAAAAGUAUGGGACCGGGCUGUUAAGUUCCUUUCAGCCAACGAGUCUCGCAUUCGGACAGAAACCCAGAGAAUCGGAGGUGCGGACUUCAUGGUGUGGAGGUGGCUUCAGCCCUCAAUGUCACCUGAUAAGAUGUCCAGCGUGCCCUCCAAAGUGUGGCAAGGCAAAGCAUUUCCACUGGACCGAAGAAAUUCACCACCAAACAGCUUAACGCCAUGCUUGAAGAUUCGCAACAUGUUCGACCCAAUAAUGGAGGAGGGGGAGAACUGGCACCUCGCCAUUCAAGAAGCCAUUUUGGAGAAAUGCAGUGAUAACGAUGGGAUCGUUCACAUAGCUGUUGACAAAAACUCAAGAGAGGGUUGUGUUUACGUAAAGUGCCUUUCAGCAGAGCAUUCUGGGAAAGCCUUUAAAGCACUUCAUGGCUCCUGGUUUGAUGGUAAGCUUGUGACGGUGAAGUAUCUGCGCCUGGAUCGCUACCACCAGCGUUUCCCACAAGCCCUGGGCUGCAACACACCCCUCAAGCCCACCAGCUCCAGCAUGAACAGCAUGUCACGGCUGAACCAGCGAUCCAGCAGAUCUAACUUGCUGAGUUUCUCUUGAGGGAUGUGUUGACCACCACCACCACCAUCUUCUCCAUCUUUUUUUUGCUAUACAUGACGCUCCUGCAUCCUCCUUACCAAUGAGAACCGUAAUGGGAGCCUUCACAGAUGGGCAACUUUAGUCCACCCUGUCAGCUAUAUGCAAGCGAUGGUGUGUAAACCUGUGAGCUGCUGUUAUUGUUUCUUCCCGUCCUUUAGUAUCGGGCAAAGCAAGAUGUGGACAUUGGUGCAUAUCUAGUGGAAAGAGAGCUGCUUGGUUCAUUAACAACUUUAUGGAGAGAUGGACACCAUGAUUAUUUCCUUCCCAUAUCUGGGAACACACAAGUUUCUCCAUGUAUUUUCUUUAUUCUCUUUUGAUACGCCGUCUUCACGGAUUCAAGGACACAAAAUGGCUUCCAGCUCCAUUUAAAAAAACAUAAAUGAAAGUGAUCAUAUGGUUAUUUUCUGCUUUUUUUACACAACUAACUCCCCUCCUUAAUUUCAAGGAGCUAUGUUGGGCUACAUAGCUGCAUGUGCUGGUUAAAGUAUGCCUAUAUUUAAGCUUUGAAUUGUAUCAUAUAUUGUGGAUGUUUAUUUUCCUGAGGAUGUUUUAGAUUAUGUAUUCCCUUUAUUCUUUUUCUUUAUUUCUAGUUUUUUUUUAGUCCAAGACCGACAUGCACACGCUCUAGAUAAAGGGGUGCUGUAAAUAUCUCAUUGAAUGGUGGUGGGGGUUAAAAUCAUCUGUAUAAAAUUAAAAUCGUCAUAAGCUGUUGUUCGUUUCUUGCCAACAGAAUAACUACACUGAUUUUGCUGCAUUUGGAGAUGUCGUAUGGCAGUUUGUACCACAGGGUCAUAUUUUACAUCGCUUUAAAAGCGUAAUGAACAAUGGUUCGGAUCCCUUUUAACGCUUUGUUUUGGAACACUAGUCUCAAUUGUUACAGCUUGAUUAUAUUAAAGUAUAUAAUUAUUUACUGUUGUUUAUAUUUGAAAAGUUAUGCUUUUUUCCAUUAUAAUUGGUGCAGAUAUCCAUCUUUUUUCCUUGCACAUAUCUUGAAAAUUUUAAUUCCACUCUGUCGCUGUUUUUAAAUGUCCCCAGCCUUUCUAAAAAUUCCAACGGUGACAUUUUUGAUUGAAGGUCGUCUUUCUUGUACACAAUUGUGGUGCAGUCACAGCCUCUCGGUCGAGAUCUGACGAUCCGCUCUGAUUAUAAUUUGUACUGGGAAACAUUCAUAAACAGAGAGCAUGUCAUGCUAUGUUCAUGUUUAUUUUGGAUCACAGAAAGAAUUUAUCAGCUUUUGUUUAGAUCCAGGUUGGGUUGAUAUGAGGUAAAUAAAAUGUACUUGUUUAUAAAUAA